AUGGGUCAACCACGAGUUAAUCUAAAAGAAGGGAGGAAACUGGUUACUUUGGUGGUGAAUCUGCUUGUUGGAUUGAGUCAAUUCUUCACAAUCACAUUUCUAUUUGUUGGUUGGUUUUGGUCGAUCGCUUGGGGAGGGCUGCUCAUCAUUCACUCAAUGCAGUACCGCGAGGCUUUGCAACAACGUCGACAGGAGGCUGUAGCUACAGCAGCAAUAGAAGCUCUCACGAAAGACUCGAUCCUUCAUCGACGAGACGUCAAGACUCUUGUUAAGAGCCACAAGCAACAAGCAAGAGAUAAGAAGACCGCACAAAGCGACCCCAAAAAGAAGUGA
Messenger RNA from Haemonchus placei, 333 nucleotides. NCBI's taxonomy places the organism in Eukaryota, Metazoa, Nematoda, Chromadorea, Rhabditida, Trichostrongylidae. The record is from the annotation of a GenBank genome assembly.